GUCGGAUUUGUUUAUUGGUGACACCGUGGGAACAGCUGUCAGCUAGGGACUAUAUACAGCCACCCUUCUGGCUAACUCAAACGUCGAUCAAAUUGUAUGACUUAUUUCCGUUUUAUAUUUCACGGGUUGAUUGGAGGACUGUUGCCAUGGAGCCAGCCUGCCGUAAAGACAAGCCAAAGCUGAACUCCACCCCGACCAGAGGAGACAGAGCCAGGCAGAAAUCUGCGCAACAAGAACACAAACAGCGACAGAGAGCAGAGAUUUAUGCCCUGAACAAGGUGAUGACGGAGUUGGAGCAGCAGCAGUUUGAGUCCUUUUGUAAACAGAUGCAGUCACAAGGAGAAUGAUGAGAGCUGCCUUCCUUUUCCAUCUGGACCAGGGCCCUGCAGAAGCCCCAUGUACGCACGCUAUCGCCUCCAUGCAGUCAGACACUUCUACUUACGCUGACGUUCAGCAAGACAAUCGUUGCUCUUGGUGUUUUACCGUCUCAAAUUCCUGACUAUACAAAAUACUAUAAAACUACAACUAUACUAUGAAACAAACUACAGAAAUAUUAACACAUGAUCUCCAGUAUAGUAGGACAUCAGUCCAACCAAUCACAUCAGGAGUGACAGGUUAUUAUUCUACGACUUCUAUCAUUUAAACAGAGAUUACACAUUAUGAGCAGUAAACGUUCAAGUGGAACUGCUCUUAAGGAACAGACAGCUGUCUAGUAUUUUUAUUUGUAUAAUAUUUUAAUGUGAUGUAAAAAUUGUUUUAAAAACUCCUAAAGAAAUGAGAAGACAGGCAAACUGUUGAUACAGCGGAAAUAAAAUGGCAUGUGUGGCUCUGUAGGAGGCCUCGACAGAGAGAAACUCAGGAUUUCUUAAAGAAAACCUCUUUCUGGAACUGAAAACCAGAGAUUUCCUCAUCUCCGGUUGAACUAACUCUGAGCUUUCACUAAUCCCACUUUCUGAAACAGGGCCCCGAAUAUACCAGAGAGUAUUGUUUUAAUUAACCAACACGAUUUUUAAAUGGGAACAACUGCGAGCAGAGUUUCAUGUUUCCUACAGACACAUCAAGUCAGCGACAUAUUCUUUGCCUUAAUAUCUGCCUUUGUAACAAUUAUGUCACGGUUUAACUGAGCUUGUAUGCAAGUUUUCUCUGAGAAACAUCCAAAGGGCUUUGGACGUCCAACUCCCAACAGCAGAGCAAGAGGUUGUUGUAGGUUGUUGUCAUGAAUAUUGCUUAAUGUAGAAUUAAAGUAGACGGUUCCAUUAAUAUGCCAGUGUUAAUGGUGCUCACUUUGAACACUAUCUUCACUGUAAGAUAUUUAUAUAAACUUAAGUAUGUCAUCCACUCGCACUUAAGUUAUACCAUUUUUAUUUAAUGCAAAUAAAAAGUGAGUUUUUUUUAAAGAAA
This is a messenger RNA of Cyclopterus lumpus (lumpfish), 1401 nucleotides long. It is a transcript of the gene svbp, whose product is annotated as small vasohibin binding protein. The transcript has 3 exons. Gene Ontology annotation, biological process: negative regulation of protein ubiquitination; protein secretion. Bases 147 to 347 code for a protein of 66 amino acids. NCBI's taxonomy places the organism in Eukaryota, Metazoa, Chordata, Actinopteri, Perciformes, Cyclopteridae. Gene Ontology annotation, cellular component: apical part of cell. The record is from RefSeq and is a predicted model, not a curated record.